Molecule: messenger RNA, 2030 nt
Organism: Abrus precatorius (Indian licorice)
Lineage: Eukaryota; Viridiplantae; Streptophyta; Magnoliopsida; Fabales; Fabaceae
Product: probable lipid-A-disaccharide synthase, mitochondrial
Exons: 8
Coding region: 100-1506 (468 amino acids)
Biological process (GO): lipid A biosynthetic process
Molecular function (GO): lipid-A-disaccharide synthase activity; phospholipid binding
Source: RefSeq, a predicted model, not a curated record
AUACAAUAAACUUUUUUAUAAUAAACUAUAGAUACAAUCGGUGAAAUAUGUUACUUUUUCGCAGCAAAAGCUUACCGUGCACAUCGUCCAUGGUUAACGAUGCUCUCUAGGUGGGUCCCUCAGAUGACGUUGGCUUUGUUGAGAAGAAAAUGCGAAUGGUACCCAAACUGUGCGAGUUUGCGGCGGUUUUCAUCGAUGCCCAAAGCUCCCAUAGACAUGGCCGUAAGAGAUGGGGAACUGAGGCUCUUCCUCGUUGCCGGCGAAGUUUCUGGCGAUUCCAUUGCUUCUCGUCUCAUGGCAAAGCUUAAACUUCUCUCCCCUUUCCCUCUUCGCUUCGCUGGCGUUGGUGGGGCUAAGAUGGCCAGUGAAGGGUUGCAAUCUGUGUUUCCUAUUGAGGAUAUCUCGGUAAUGGGACUUUGGGAGCUAUUGCCACAUUUGAAUAGAAUCAGAGUAAAACUGCAAGAAACAGUAGAAGCAGCUGCUCUAUUUGAGCCUCACGUUGUAUUAACUAUUGAUUCUAAGGGAUUUUCUUUCCGGUUCUUGAAACAGCUAAGAGCUAGAUACAGGCAGCAAAAGUGGCAUUUGCCAGUACACUUUCACUAUGUAGCACCAUCAUUUUGGGCAUGGAAGGGAGGUGAAGCGAGACUCGGAGGACUAGCAGAAUUUGUGGAUCAUCUUUUGUGCAUACUUCCGAAUGAGGACAAAAUAUGUAGAUUAAAUGGAUUGUCUGCAACAUUUAUUGGACACCCAGUGCUGGAAGAUGUUCUGGAAUUGAAUUUGAGAAACAAAUCCUCAGUUCAUGAAUGGAAGGCUGAAGGAAAUGGUGAAGACUUCCGAACUAAACAUGCAGUGCCCUCAGGGGCCACUGUCAUUAGCUUGCUUCCUGGAAGCAGAGUACAAGAAGUCAGCCGGAUGCUUCCCAUCUUUUCAAACACAGUGGAACUGAUGAAAGACAUGGUUCCACAAUUGCUGACGGUCAUUCAUGUUGCGCCUAAUGAGCACGUGGAAAAUUUCAUUGCUGGUGCCAUUCAUAGAUGGCCUGUGCCUGUAGUAUUGGUUCCAGGUGGAACAACACAACUGAGAUAUGAUGCUUUUAGUGCAAGUAGAGUUGCGUUAUGCACAUCUGGGACUGUUGCUGUUGAGUUGCAGCUUGCACGAUUACCUUGUGUUGUGGCAUAUCGUGCCCAUAUUUUGACAGAAUGGUUUAUUCAGUACAAAGCAAAGAUACAAUACAUUUCACUUCCGAAUAUUCUUUUGAACUCAGCCAUUAUUCCUGAAGCACUCUUUCAAUCUUGCAAACCGGCAAACCUAGCCUUGUUGCUCAAAGAUUUAAUACACGACAGCGGCUGUCGAGAAGAACAAAUAAUUGCAGCCCAGAAGUUUGUCAAGCUUCUAUUGCCUUCAGAGAGAAUGAAGUACAAACUUCCACAACAAAAUUCGAGUACAUAUACUGACUACAGCCCAAGUGCAGUUGCAGCAUUGACUGUAUUAAACUAUGGGAAGUAAAUGACUAAUAUCUAAGGACAUUUGUUCUGCAAAAAUAUUUAUUGUCACUCGUUAUUUAAGUAUUAUUAUUAUUAAUUUAAUUAACCAAUAAAAAGAGUAUUUUACAUAAAAAUGAUUUAAAGAGGAGUGACAAUAGGCAUUUAACUUGCAAUAGACUCUCCCUUUUUCUAUGAUGGCUCUGGCAUUGAAUUUUUUCACUACUAAGGUUGAAGGUUUGAAGCUGGAGACAGUUAAUACAUAGACAACAUAAACAUGGAUUUGCUAUGUUAUGUGUUAAACAAGCAGUCUGACAUGCAAAUCAGUUACUUGCUAACAUCGGAAGAAAUAUGUUCUUUUUAUAGCUAACUGAUAAAAGUGGCUCUCAAAAGAGAAGAAUCUAUUUAGAGAUAAUCAUCAGUUGUAAAAGCACUGCACUGAAUUUUGCUUCAAUAGUCUCAAAUAUUCCUUCUAUUGCUGCUACUGUGCUUGCAUUGAUUCACAGGAGUACAAUCUUUUUUUAUGAAAUUGUUAUUAUCUACUUUUAU